UCUUAGCGAGUCUGAGUGAAAGGAAAGUCCCGAUUUCCAACACAGAAAAAUAACCUCAAGUUUCGCCGCGUCAUUCGCCAAACAACCAUCGUUUGGCGUUCUUCUUAUCACUCUAGUUCCCUCUAAGAUCUCCCUUAGCCUACUAGGCAAAAGGGAUAGGAUAGAGUCGGUGGUAAAGUGUCAUGGACGGUGGUGAAAGUAGCAGCACUCCCUCAAGUCUGUCCACAGCGGAGGCGACGCAGCUUCUGAAAGAUAUCCUGAACGUGGGGAGGACAAGGGACUCCGAUUCCUCCCUGUCAAGUGCUCGUAGUAUGACCUCCCAGAACGGGGCUGCAGAGAUGGGUGAAGCUGGCAGCAAGGCAAGUGGAGGAGGAGGAGGUGAGGAGGAACCUGACAAACCUGGGGAGGAGGAGAGAGAUGCCACUCAGGAGGCAGAUCAACUCACUGAAGACAGGCAGCAAAUACUUCUCCAAGGUGAUGACACGCUGGGCUGUGUGCCCAUAUUUGGGCGUGAUGUGGACAUCCUGAGCAGCAGCCCGCCUGACGGGACCAGCAGCACCAGCGGCAGCAGCAGAGUCAAGGUCAUCCCAGUGGCCAACUACGACUGGGAACACAAGUACUACAUGGGCAGUCUGGUGGCCAUCAACAACACUUACAUCGCGUAUGCACUGAAAGGUAAGUCCCACGUUGUGCGAGUGAUCAACAGACAGACAGCAGAGCGGACCCUCCUGAAGGGGUUUGUGGGGAGUGUGACUGACCUGGGGUUCGCUCACCUCGGCUCCUCACUGCUGGCCUGUACAGACCAGCUGGGAAACCUCUUCAUCUGGCAGAUCUAUGAAGACAACCAGAAGAUACAAUACAGCAAAAAGUUACAGGUGAUGCGCCCCGAGAGCACCCCGCCCAGCAAUAACCACCGCCUGGUGUGGUGCCCGUACAUCCCUGAGGACGGCAGCGCCAGCGACACGGCUUCCUCUGUAGCCUCCAGCGCAGAGGAGAGGGGCAGGAUCUUAGCACUUACCCACGAUGAAAAUACAGAAGUGUGGGAUGUGGAGCUGGUGAUCUCCCAGUUUGGGUCGGACACGAUCCAGGUGAAGGAUGUCACCACUGGCUACAUCACUGUGGAGGGCAGCAGCAAGGCGCCCAUUGCUGACUGCUCCCUGUCUCCCGACGGAGCUGUCCUCGCCACGGCCAGUCAGGACGGCGGGGUGAAGUUCUGGCAGGUGAAUGUAUAUCUGGAGAGUGAUGACCCCCCACGAUGUCUGCACAAGUGGCAGCCGCACGGCGGCCAGCCCCUCAGCUGUCUCCUGUUCCUGGACAACCACAAACUGGCCGACCCCAACAUGCCAUUCUGGCGUUUCCUGAUCACAGGGGCAGACUACAACCGUGAGCUGAAGGUGUGGUGCACAGUGUCCUGGACCUGUCUACAGACUCUCAGGUUUGGUAGUUCUCCAAGCCCAGGACUUUCCAGUGCGGAGGAAGAGCCAUGCCUGAAGGCCUGCAUGGACUUGUCUGCGUCUUACCUGGUCCUGUCAGACAUUACCAGAAAGGUGCUGUACGUGCUGCAGGUGUAUCAGAAUGCUGAUGAUGGGAAAGCAGGGAUCGUCUCCCUCGCAGAAUACCUCCUUACCCAACCACUGCUCUCCUUUGCCAUCGCUGACGCGUCCCUGCGUAAGUUCAAGUCUGUCAAUGCAGAGGUGGAGGUGGAAGAGGACAUGACUGGAGGUGAAGGUGACCAUUCAGCUUCAAAUGACACUGGUGUUCUCCUCAAGCUGUUCUGUGUGCACACAAAGUCCCUUCAGGAAUUACAGGUCAGGUUCAAACCAGCCACAGCUGCCUCCAGGCCGCACCAGCCCCAGUCUAUUGGCUCAGUCUCACAGGAUGACAUAGCAUUGCGAGAUGGUCUAUCUGACAUGAGCGUAGAAACUCUGACAGACGCAGAGGGGUCAACCUCUGACCUGAGAGGUGAAGGGUCACAGGCCAGUCCAAGUGUCCUAGAGGGGAGAGCAGACAGGGAGGGGACGCCUGUAGCAGAGGAAACAAGCCCUCCGCCUGAAGACAAUGCUGAAGAGCCCAUGCUUCUCACUCCUGCUGCAUUCACACAUGCAGAAAGAGGCGACCACACUAUGAGAAGUAGUGGCUCCAGCAUGAGCAGUUUCACUGCUGUAACUCCCAUGGGAAACUCUGUAGCCAACUCCCUGGAUGGCAGCGCCUCCGCACACAGUGUAGCUGAACUGCAGGACAUUCUCCAGGCUUCUCCUGAGAGCUCUCUGACACUGACACCAACUUCAACAAAGCAAGGGACACCAGAUGGCCCCAGCCAUGUCCCCACCCCCACCACCCUGCCCCUACCUCCCCUCUCCCCACCAGAACAGAAGCCCCUCCCGCCGGCUGUCCACGCCCGCUCGCCGGACCUCAUCUCCUCCACGUCCACCUCCACGGACACGCCCGCGGCCUCCGAGGCGUUAGAACAGAUGUUCCAGCAGGAGAGCCAGCCCAGACCGCCCAGCUCAGGCUCCAGUCUGGAGGAGGUGCUGUCCCCCAGGCUCAGGGGGGCCGAGGGGAUGUCACCCAGGGGCAGGGGGGCCGAGGGGAUGUCACCCAGGGGCAGGCCUGAGGUUGCAGAGGAGGCAGAGGGCGCCACAGGAGGCGAGGAGAGACCAGACUCCGGGCACGAGCCGGUACAGGACGAGUACGGCUUACGGUGGCCUCGUGCGCCCGACAUCACCAUGGAAACGGCGCGGGACCGAGGUCAUGUGGAGGAAGCCAGCAGGACUGCGCAGCCUGAACUGGUGGCCAGUCAGACCAGCAGUCCACCCAGGGAGCAAGACCUACAUAAUGGGCAGCCAAUGGGCAGAAGCCCCGAACUGCAGGGAGCUGCUGCCGCCCUCCCCACCACCCGCCAUGACCAGGUGUUGCCAGGCAGGUCCACCCCACCCAAAACAGUGUCCCCCAGGGUACACAGAACAGAGGAGAACUACAGGGAAGUGGCAUCUCCUCGAACACCACCCAAGAGGCAGGCAGCUGAGGUAUCAUCAGCCCAGCUGGAGCAGGUGCUGCUGUUGCUACGGCAACAGCAGCAGGAGCUGGAACAGCUGCGGGGAGAUGUGCAGAAGCAGCAGGCUGCCAACCAGGCUGUCCUGACACAGGCUGUCACACAGCAGCUCAAACAGCUGCACGUGUCCACAGGAACCUCUGUGGAUAAGGCACUGCAGCAGCAUACACAGGCAGAGAGGAAACGUCUGGAUGAGGCUCUUCGUGAGCGGCAGGAUCUGGACAAACAGAAGCAGGAGCGCCUCCUGUCAACCGUCUCCCAAACCCUCAACUCCUCCAUCACCUCCAAACUGGAGAAAUGUGUGAAACAGGAGGUCAAGAACAGCGUCCUCCCAGCUGUGACCAAGUCCCUGGACCCAGUGAAAGACCAGUUGAACGUGACCAUGGCACAGAAGCUCACAGCAACAGAUUCACUCAUGAAGGAAAAUAUCUCCAAGUUGGUCCGUGCAAAAACUACUGUCGAGGCCAUUGGUCAGUCUGCAGCCCAGGCUAUCCAGGGUCCGGUCCAGGCUGCCUACAAGGAUGCCUUCCAGUCCACCGUAGUGCCCAUGUUUGAGAAGGCGUGUCAGUCCAUGUUCCAGCAGAUCAACGACACUUUCCAGAGAGGCACGCAGGACUACCUGCAGCAGCUGGAGGCGCACCUGGCGCAGCAGCGGCAGAGACAGCAGCAGGAGCGCGACCCAGUGCUGACCCAGCUGCAGGGCCUGGUGGAGACCUUCAACAGCAGCGCCUCACAGCUGCAGGAUGGCAUUACUGCAGGGGUCAAAAUUGAGCUGGAGAGCCAGCUACAGUCCACCAUUCUCAACAUGCAAGAUGUUCUGAUCUCCCAGGUGCGGAGAAUUGUGAGAGAAGAAGUUUCCACAGCGCUGAAGGAGCACCAGGCAGCCCUAGGGGAGAGCGUGGUACAGGCCAUGAGAUCCAGAAAUGUCACACCAGUACCCACACCACAGGCAGACACACAGCAGUUACAGAUGCAGAUCAUGGCACUGCUCAGGCAAGGCCAGUUUAACACUGCAUUCCAGCAGGCCCUGACAGCCUCCGACCUGAGCCUGGUGAUGUUUGUGUGCGAGGCCGUCAGCCCUGCCCAAGUCUUCAGCCAGAGUCCCUGUCCCCUCCAGCAGCCUGUCCUGCUGUCACUCAUCCAGCAGCUGUCUGUGGACCUGACACACAACACAGAACUCAAACACAGGUACCUUGAAGAGUCAGUGAUGAACCUUGACCUGACCCACCCUGUCACAUGUGACCAUGCCGCCGUCGUCCUCAGUGCACUGUGCAAGAAGCUUAAUCUAUUCAUCCAGUCAGAGCCCAACCAUAAAAUGAUUAAGAACAUGCGCAUGUUAAACAUGGCUGCUCAGUCUCUCAUGAAGUAGCAGCAACUAAUCAUCACCAGUCAGACAUAUGCCUAAAAUUACUUCAGCCAACCAGAUCCUCCCAAACAGCUCGAAUUAGCCAAUUAGAUUCAGUCAUAGAAAAAGCAAGGUUCUCACAUUGUCAUCCAUUCAGGCAGCUUGUAACAAAGAGAUGAUGGGAUGCACCUUGUUUAGCAGAUGAUACAAAGAUAGACCAAAAAUCCUCCAAAAUGUAUAUUGUCCUUAUUGUGUUCAGUGAACAGCAAAAGGUUGAUACCUGAUGGUUGUUGGGUGUGAUGUCUGAUGGAUACUUGUAUUUUAUCAGAUGAACAUUCUAGUGUGGAAAUAUUGUUUGUGUUCAACAUGGCAUAUCAACCAUAUACCUGUUAUCUUGCAAUAGUGAAACAUCCAAAGAGCAAUUCAAGAACAUAUGUGGUACAUGCACUUUGCUGUCAUAGCUUCAUUUGCUAUGUCAAGUCUACUGUUUUACUGUAUCAUUAGCCUUGUUGCAUUGACAUACACAAUGCAUUGUGGAUAAAAUGUCAAAAAUGAAAGACAAACAAAAAACAUGUAUGAAGCUUGGUCUAGACCUUCACCUUUGACAUAUUACCCACAGUGCAGUUCAGUGCACCUGUGCAUGUGCAGUUCAAAUCAUGAAUGCCCUUAUAACAGCCAGCAAUCAUGUUGAAGGAGAUUACUCUGUUGUUCACCUUAAUUACAUUUCCUCAUACAUCCCCCGUUCAUUAAGGACUUAAAGAAUAAAGAUCUUCUAUCACAGAAGUGUGAGAAAGAAACCAGGGAUAUUCCCAAAACUGAUAAAAGUUUUUUUUUCUUUUUUAAAUAGAGACACACCAAGAGUCUCAUCAUAGACAUGCAAAAUGAGCUGAAGUUCAUAAAAGAUCUGUAAAGGGAAGACAUAACUGCUAUAUAUGAGUACAUUUUUGGUUCAAAUUCCACAACAACAUUUUGUUUUGUUCCAAAUUGUAGAAUGUUCUUGCAAAUAUGCAGUUUAAAUCUUCAGGCGUUUCUUUUGAAGAAGGUUUAAAAUCAAGCUACAUUGUAUUUAUAUGGUUGUGUCUACCUUUGUUGUUUAUCAUGAACAGUACUACCAUCACAACAGAAGUACCUGUACCUAUGGGAUUGGGCUAGCAACAACUUUGUAUCAUGUUUCUCAGAAUAAACUUUGGAAAAUACUGA
Messenger RNA from Branchiostoma floridae (Florida lancelet), 5597 nucleotides. RefSeq names its product enhancer of mRNA-decapping protein 4-like. The record is from RefSeq and is a predicted model, not a curated record. Gene Ontology annotation, cellular component: P-body. Gene Ontology annotation, biological process: deadenylation-independent decapping of nuclear-transcribed mRNA. The coding region runs from base 183 to 4421 and encodes 1412 amino acids. Gene Ontology annotation, molecular function: protein binding. Lineage: Eukaryota; Metazoa; Chordata; Leptocardii; Amphioxiformes; Branchiostomatidae. The transcript has 27 exons.